Molecule: messenger RNA, 1434 nt
Organism: Drosophila hydei
Lineage: Eukaryota; Metazoa; Arthropoda; Insecta; Diptera; Drosophilidae
Product: chondroadherin
Exons: 2
Coding region: 133-1401 (422 amino acids)
Cellular component (GO): plasma membrane
Molecular function (GO): protein binding
Source: RefSeq, a predicted model, not a curated record
UCCGUCCGUUCCCUCUCCUUCGCUCUCUCGCUCCCGCUCUGUGUGUGUGCGUGUGCGAGCAAGAGAGAUAGUGAAUCGAGCUCAAUUACGCCGCCAAACUGUCGUGUCAGCAACAAGAAGAAGAAACGUGAAAUGUGCAAUUCCUGGCUGCUGCUCAUAAUUGCGCUCACUGUUGUCUGCCUGUGGAACUCGCAACAAACCGAAACAUCCAAAUCAUGCCCAGCCGAGUGCAUCUGCUUGUCCCAGACUCAAGUGCUGUGUAACACGGGCGGACUCGAGCAGAUUCCACUGCGCCAACUGCCAGCGACAGUGGAGAAUCUGGCACUGACGAAAAACAACUUUCCCAUCAUUAAGCCGGACUCGUUUGCCGGACUGCGAGCGCUGAAGAAGCUCUCGCUGGAUGGCAACAAUAUAACGCGUAUCAAGCAGUUCGCCUUUCGCGGCUUGCCGCGAUUACGUGAGCUAUCCAUACAGUAUACGCCGCUGCAGAUGGUGGCGCAGUUUGCGUUUGCCGGACUCCAAAAUCUGUCGACGAUUCUGCUCAGUCACAAUCAAAUACAGCGGAUCGAGGGCAACGCCUUUGCGGGCACCUCGAACAUCAAGCUGAUCCUGUUGAGCAACAAUCCCCUGAUCCGGAUUGAGACGUCGGCGUUCUCCAGCCUAACGAAUGUGGGACACUUGAUAUUGCCAUCGGGCAUACGGAGCAUCGAGCAGGACGCGUUCUUCGGCAUGGACGCUGUCGGACUGCUGAAGUUGGCCUACAUGGAUCUCAAGGAGAUCUCGCCGUUCACCUUUCGCGGCCUGUCCAACGUGCUGCUGCUGACGUUGCAGGAAUCCGAUUUGGGCGUCAUCUGCGCCGACGCCUUCACGGGACUCACGCAGGUGGAGACGCUGCAGAUACUCAACAACAAAAUCGAUUCAAUUGAGGAGUUGAAUUUCACAAACACAGCCGCCAUUAAGCAUCUGAAAUUCCAUGGCAACCAUGUGCUGGAGACGCCCGAUCCGAAUGCCAUCAUUGUCGAUGGCGUUGACCAUCUGCAGCUGCUCAACAAUCACUUCCCCUGCGGCUGCCACAUACACACUCUGCUCGAUGGGCCCCUGGCCGAGGGGGCGCACAAUCUGAGCGACUUUCUGCAGAAGAACUAUUGCAUCUCGCCGCUGGAGGUGAACGGGCGUGUGAUGAGCGAACUGGACAUCGAUGCCAUCGGUCGCUGUGCCGACCAGCUGACCAAAGGAAAUCUGGGCAGCUCGGCUGCCACCCUCGCCCUCGGCCUGAAUGCCAUGCUCCUGAUCGCUGUCGCCAGCUGCGUCGAAUGGCGCUAUGUUCGCCUGCUGGCCCAUCUCUUGAGUCACAGUCACAUCGCUUGGCGUCGACGCCGGAAACGCCGACGACCCGACUAGAUCCACUCUCCACUCCACUCCCACACAGGUCCU